AUGUAUUUGUCUCCAUCUAUCUAUCUAUCUAUCUAUCUGAAUGUAUUUGUCUCUAUCUAUCUAUCUGAAUGUAUUUGUUUCUAUCUAUCUAUCCGAAUUGUUUUCUCUAUCUAUCUAUCUAUCUAUCUGAAUGUAUCUAUCUAUCUAUCUGAAUGUAUUUUCUAUCUAUCUAUCUCAUCUAUCUAUCUAUCUGAAUAUUUUUCCUAUCUAUCUAUCUAUCUAUCUGAAUCUAUCUAUCUAUCUAUCUAUCUGAGUGUUUUCCUAUUCAUCUAUCUGAGUGUUUUCCUAUCCAUCCAUCUAUCUAUUCAUCUGAGUGUUUUCCCAUCCAUUCAUCUAUCUGAGUGUUUUCCCAUCAUCUAUCUGAGUGUUUUCCAUCUAUCUAUCUAUCUAUCUGAGUGUUUUCCAUUCAUUUAUCUAUCAUCAUCUAUCUAUCUGAGUGUUUUCCUAUCCAUCUAUCUGAGUGUUUUUCCCAUCUAUCUAUCUAUCCAUCUAUCUGAGUGUUUUCCAUCUAUCUAUCUGAUUGUUUUCCCAUAUCCAUCCAUCUAUCUAUCUAUCUAUCUAUCUAUCUAUCUAUCUGAUCUAUCUAUCUAUCAUCUGAGUGUUUUUCCAUCUAUCUAUCUAUUCAUCUAUUCAUCUAUCUAUCUAUCUGAGUGUUUUCCUAUCUAUCUAUCUAUCUAUCUAUCUAUCUAUCUGAUGUUUUCCUAUCUAUCUAUCUAUCUAUCUGAGUGUUUUCCUAUCUAUCUAUCUAUCUAUCUAUCUAUCUAUCUAUCUAACGUGCUAUGA
Acanthosepion pharaonis is the source of this 783-nucleotide messenger RNA. The record is from the annotation of a GenBank genome assembly. Lineage: Eukaryota; Metazoa; Mollusca; Cephalopoda; Sepiida; Sepiidae.